Urocitellus parryii (Arctic ground squirrel) is the source of this 1357-nucleotide messenger RNA. The record is from RefSeq and is a predicted model, not a curated record. Lineage: Eukaryota; Metazoa; Chordata; Mammalia; Rodentia; Sciuridae.
AAAACACCCAUGUGAUCAGUUAAAAGAGCUUUACAAUGAUAAAAGUGAAAAAGUUUUUAAUCCAUGCCAAAAAUUUAUUUAUCCAAGCUUUCAUAAUCAAGAGACAAAUUACAGAUAUAAGGUAUGUGAAAGCGUUUUUAAUAAAACUACAAGAAUUCCUGAACUCCAGAGAAUUAAUUUUGGUGGGAAGCCCUACAAGUUUAAAAAAUAUGUAAAAGCAUUCAAAGAUCCCUCAAUUGUUUAUCAGAGCAGUGAUAAAUCCUCCAUAAGUAAAAAAUGUGAAAAAAUUUUUACUCAAAUUCCAUCCAUUACUAAAAACCAUAGGCUUUACAAUGAAGAUAUACCCUACAAAUUGAAGAAAUGUGAAAAUAUCUUUAAGUGUUGCUCAAACCUUUUUAAACACUACAGUAAUCAUAGUGGAGAGAAAAUCUGGAAAGGUAAAGAAAGUGUCAAAGCUUUUAAUCAAAAAUCACACCUUACUGAACACCAGAAAAUUUAUACUGGAGAAAAGCCAUACAAAUGUACAGAAUGUGGCAAAGCUUUUCAUCGAAAAUCACACCUUAAUCAACACCAGAGAAUUCAUACUGGAGAAAAGCCAUACAAAUGUAAAGAAUGUGGCAAGGCUUUUAAUCAAAAAUCGUGCCUUCCUCAACACCAGAGAAUUCAUACUGGAGAAAAGCCAUACACAUGUACAGAAUGUGGCAAAGCUUUUAAUCGAAAAUCACACCUUACUCAACACCAGAGAAUUCAUACUAGAGAAAAGCCAUACAAAUGUAAAGAAUGUGGCAAAGCUUUUAGUUACAGAGUAAGCUUUACUCAACACCAGAGAAUUCAUACUGGAGAAAAGCCAUACAAAUGUACAGAAUGUGGCAAAGCUUUUAAUUAUAGAGUAAGCCUUACUCAACACCAGAGAAUUCAUACUGGAGAAAAGCCAUACAAAUGUACAGAAUGUGGCAAAGCUUUUAAUCAUAGAGUAAGCCUUACUCAACACCAGAGAAUUCAUACUGGAGAAAAACCAUACAAAUGUAAAGAAUGUGGCAAGGCUUUUAAUUCAAAAUAUUACCUUAGUGAACACCAGAGAAUCCAUACUGGAGAAACGCCAUACAAAUGUAAAGAAUGUGACAAGGCUUUUAAUAAAAAAUCAGGCCUUACUCAACACCAGAGAAUUCAUACUGGAGAAAAGCCAUACAAAUGUAAAGAAUGUGGCAAAGCUUUUAAUUAUAAACUAAGCCUUACUCAACACCAGAGAAUUCACACUGGAGAAAACCCAUAGAAACGUAAAGAAGGUGAUAAAGCUUUUAAUAAAAGACAACACCAGAGAAUUCAUACUGGGGAGAAACCAUACAAAUAUCAAUAA